AUGAAGGAAGAACUCGAGAGUGGUGACUUGCGCGUCCAUGAUGAUGGCAAACCCGAGACUGCCCCAGGCUCCCAAACAGAACGUACUCCUACAGAAUCAGAUUGCGAGGAAGUUCAGGAGCUCACGAUCCCAAUAACUCGUUUUUGGGGCUUGUGCGUUGGUGUUCUUCUAGGCCUCUUCCUUUCCAUGAUAGACACAUCCAUCGUCGCCACAAGCUUACACAGUAUCGGAGUUGAAUUCGAGGUCCUUGAAGACGUCAACUGGGUCGCCCUUGCCUACACUCUUGCUUAUCUGGGAUGUGCCAUUGUCUUUGCACGCAUCUCUGACGUUGUCGGACGUCGUGAUGCCUUCAUCGCAGCCUAUGUCAUAUUUUUCAUCUUCUCUCUUGCAUGUGGUUUUGCACAGAGCCUGAACCAGCUUAUUGCAUUUCGAGCUCUGCAAGGUAUCGGUGGCUCAGGAUUAUACUCCCUCACGAUGAUCAUGCUGCCCGAGAUCAGCCCGGAAAGCAUCAAGCCACACAUGGGGGCACUGGUUGGUCUUGUCAUAACCGUAUCGGGUGUUCUCGGCCCUGUUCUGGGCGGUAUCUUGACACACUACUCUUCUUGGAGAUGGGUUUUUUGGAUCAAUGGUCCUGUUGGAUUUGUCUCUCUUCUCAUUUUCGUCCUUACUUGGCCUAAAGCUGAAUAUCUCCCAAAGCUACAACGACGUGCUUGGAAAGAAGUAGACUUCCUGGGUUCAUUCCUUGCCAUUGCCGCAGCUGUCCUGGUCGUAUUCUCAUUCCAAAACGCUGGUACAUCGAGGUCCAACGAAGGAUGGAAAAACGCCGCUUUUAUUGCACCCCUGUUAUGCGGGCUGUUCGCCUGCGGUCUGCUUGUCUCUUGGCAGAUAUUUAUUCAGCAUCGAUGGCACGAACGCUUCGCACCCGCCUUCCCAAUCAACAUCUUCCGGAAUCGUAUCUACGCUACAGCUGUCGUCAAUACCCUUCUCACCGGGUUCCCUUAUCUACUACUCAUCUAUGCAAUCCCUCUGCGGUUUCAGGUUGUCAGCGGGAAGUCAGCUCUUAUCGCAGGCGUUAUGCUACUUCCCAUGUUGGGAACGUCCGCAAUCGGCAGUGUGAUAGCUGGGAAGAUCAAUGCUACAAAGAACUUUACCUUUGAGUCGUUGUUAUUCGGCUCGUGCUUCAUGACGCUCGGUUGUGGAUUGCUCUCUUCGCUGUCAGAUGAGUCUGGGGAUGCUAAGCUGCUUGGUUAUAUGUCGUUUUGCGGCCUUGGUUUUGGACUGACUGUCGCGUCGUCAACCAUGUUGUCGAUGGUUGAGGUACCUAUUCGAGACUAUGCCCCUGCACAAGGCAUCCUAUCACAGGUGCGACUUUUAGGAGGUAGUCUGGGUAUUGCAGCUUCAUCGGCUCUGCUCAAUGAGAAGAGCACAAACUACCUUACAGGCGUUCUAACCCCCUACGAACAAGCAACAGUUGGCAGUUCCAGCACUCGCCUGUCAAAUACACAGUGGUCAGCUGUUCGUCAUACGUACGCCGAUGCUUUCAAGGUCGAGAUGAAGAUAGCAACUGCUGUUGCAGCUUGUUCCAUCAUUUCUGCAUUUGGCGCCUUUCGCAAGCAGCGUCUUUUGAUAGCCGAGCAACGGGCUGUGGUAGUGGCACAGGAGACUGCUCGUUGCCGUGCACAAAAUGAGCAGGCUUUAUAG
Molecule: messenger RNA, 1701 nt
Organism: Fusarium sp. VM40
Lineage: Eukaryota; Fungi; Ascomycota; Sordariomycetes; Hypocreales; Nectriaceae
Source: the annotation of a GenBank genome assembly